AUUUCGUCAUGAGCAUCAUUACUCGCAAACUUGUGGUAGUCGGUGAUACAGGCUGCGGAAAAACUAGUCUCCUUCUUGCCUUCACUCAAGGCAGCCCCGCGAGCGGCGAAAUACCUACUCUAUUAGAUCUUCACGAGGUUGCCUCCCCGAUCCCGGGGAGCCAGACCCAGUUCGCUCUUUGGGACACUAGUAAUCGAGGAGAAUACAGCAAGCUUCGAGAGAUCUCAUACCAGUUGUGUGAUGUUCUUUUCAUCUGUUUCUCCAUUGAUUCGCCCCAAUCCCUGAGAAAUGUGCAGACACAAUGGGCCCCGAAAGCUCAGCAUUUCUGUGGUGAUAAGCCGAUUAUAUUAAUUGGGUGUAAAAAGGAUCUGCGUCGCGAACAAAAUCCGAAAGCGAGUAAUUCAUUCUUGCAGUUGAUGACGAAGCUAGUGGGUCGUGAGAAGGAUCUGCGAUCUGAUGAAAAGCCGAAGACGAGUGAAGCGCUUUCCCAGGUGGCAACGGAGCAGGUCACCCGCAAGCAGGCUACCAAGGCUUGUCGUCAGAUCGGGGCUAGUCAAUACCUCGAAUGCUCAGCUAUGACCCUGGAGGGAGUUCAGCAAGUAUUUGAGGCCGCGACGCGCGCUGUCACGCACUACAAGACUGGCUAGUGCAUUGUCAGAACAUCAACUCUGUGAGGGCCGAGCGACGAGUCGAGGAACUGGAAAUCCAUCAGUUUCUGUUUCCUGAGAUUUCAUUCGACACAGUUGUGGAUUAUUACCCAGUGUGGGUACGCAGUCCAACAAUACUCGAGUGACACAGCGGGCUGAUGGCAAUUUGGCAAACGGUUCCGACCCUCAAUCUCUAAAGCAUCUUAAGACGCAGAACCGGAUACCACUCUUAUAUAAACCAUGCUUGGGAAUCAUAAUGGUCACGUAAUGUCUGAAUAGAUAAUUCAGCACUUCUCGGACUUCUGUGCCAGUAUAGAGUAAAAGCAGUCCAUAACAGUCGUCCACAAAUGUAUGCUGACUAUAUAAUACACCUGUGUUGGUUUCAUGCUCAGGGAUAUCG
Molecule: messenger RNA, 1047 nt
Organism: Aspergillus pseudotamarii
Lineage: Eukaryota; Fungi; Ascomycota; Eurotiomycetes; Eurotiales; Aspergillaceae
Product: Rho family protein
Exons: 2
Coding region: 9-647 (212 amino acids)
Biological process (GO): small GTPase-mediated signal transduction
Molecular function (GO): GTPase activity; GTP binding
Source: RefSeq, a predicted model, not a curated record